Ahaetulla prasina is the source of this 620-nucleotide messenger RNA. Its product is annotated as beta-keratin-related protein-like. Gene Ontology annotation, molecular function: structural constituent of cytoskeleton. The transcript has a single exon. The coding region runs from base 1 to 417 and encodes 138 amino acids. Lineage: Eukaryota; Metazoa; Chordata; Lepidosauria; Squamata; Colubridae. Gene Ontology annotation, cellular component: intermediate filament. The record is from RefSeq and is a predicted model, not a curated record.
AUGUCUUGCUACACACCUUGUUGUCCUCCAUCUUGCGCCAUUCCAUCCUGCGCUUCUGCACCCGCCGUAGGUCUCGGAGGAUGUGGGACUCCGUUUGCCCUCGGUAGCAGUAGCGGUUUCGGAGGUUACCGUUUCGGCUCAGGUCCUGCAUCUGCUAGCAGUCUUGGCGUGCUUUCCGGAGUGACCCCGUCUCCCAUCAGCCAGAUCCCACCCUCCGAAGUAACGAUCCAGCCUCCCCCCGUCGCAGUGAUCCUCCCGGGACCCAUUAUCGCGGCAAGUUGUGAACCAGUGGCCGUCGGGGGUUAUUCAGCAUGUGCUGGGGGAUCUUUUGGGGGAUCCUACUCUCGUGGGCUGCUCGGCUCUAGGGGGAUCUGUGGCCCCCGACGCAAAUACAGCAUCUGCGGUUCACCGUGCUAAACCGAAGCUCAUCCAACAAGACCCGAAGGACUGAAAACCGUUGCGACGUCAGUGAAUGUAUGCCCGAAACUUAUAGACUGCACAGCCAAAUUGUUAAGUUGCUCACCCAAUGAGACAAGCAAAUCCAGGUAUUUGUCCCAUGCUCUGGGCUCUUUCUGAAAACCUACACUUUUCCUCUUUGCUUGUUCUUUUGAAACCGCAAG